GAACAAGUGUCUGAACGAAAAGAGGCGCCGGGAACAGGAGAACUCGUACUACGAAGAGCUGGCCGAGCUGAUCCAGGCGUCGCUGGAAGACAUGAACGCGUCGUCGGCCAGGUCCGUGAAGCCAGACAAGUGCGCCAUCCUGCAAGAAACCGUGAACCAGAUUCAUAGGAUCCAGCAGGAGGACAAGGCCCGUGCCGCGGCGGCCGUGGCGCCGGACGCCGUCCAGCAAAGCGACGUGUCGUCCACCAAGCCCACCAUCUUGGCCAACGAAGUCCUGGGACCUCUAUUGCUUGAGGCGCUGGACGGAUUCCUCUUCAUGGUGAGCUCGGAAGGCAAGGUGGAGUUUGUGUCGGAGAACAUUCGACAGUUCCUCAACUACUCGCAGGACGACCUGGUGGGCAAGAGCAUCUACAACAUCAUCCAC
This is a messenger RNA of Notodromas monacha, 424 nucleotides long. NCBI's taxonomy places the organism in Eukaryota, Metazoa, Arthropoda, Ostracoda, Podocopida, Cyprididae. The record is from the annotation of a GenBank genome assembly.